Messenger RNA from Myotis myotis, 1662 nucleotides. Its product is annotated as basic salivary proline-rich protein 1-like. The transcript has a single exon. Bases 1 to 1662 code for a protein of 553 amino acids. Lineage: Eukaryota; Metazoa; Chordata; Mammalia; Chiroptera; Vespertilionidae. The record is from RefSeq and is a predicted model, not a curated record.
AUGGGCAAUUUGCUUUCCAGGUUUCUUGCUUUAACCCGCGGCCGCCGCCGCCGGGCCUUGCCUGGUGCCCGCCGCCCGGUGGCUUUCCGGGUGCGCAGGGGGGAUGCCCCGCCUGGCCGCGCCCACCCCGCGGCUCCUGCACCUGCCCUGGGCCCUGGGCACCGGGUCCUCCCCUGGGGUCCUGCACCUGCCCUGGGCCCUGGUUACCGGGUCCUCCCCUGGGGUCCUGCACCUGCCCUGGGCCCUGGUUACCGGGUCCUCCCCCGGGGUCCUGCACCUGCCCUGGGCUCUGGUUACCGGGUCCGCACCCGGGGUCCUGCACCUGCCCUGGGCUCUGGUUACCGGGUCUGCACCCGGGGUCCUGCACCUGCCCUGGGCUCUGGUUACCGGGUCUGCACCCGGGGUCCUGCACCUGCCCUGGGACCUGGUUACCGGGUCCUCCCCCGGGGUCCUGCACCUGCCCUGGGCCCUGGGUUCGGGCUCUUACCCCGGGGCCCUGCACCAGCAGCAGCUGGCUGUCUCACAGCGGUGGGAAGGCCGUGUCCUCUCCCCGAGACCGGAGGCUUCCCUCUGAGGCUCCGCCCCUCCGUGGGGUGGGAGGACCCCCCAGAGAAGCCCCGGCUGUGUUUCCGUUAUCCCAGGACGGUCUACAUCCCUCCUCCCAGGGGCAGACUUGAUCUCCCCAGGAAGGAAGUCCAGGUUAUGAAGCCAAAACCAGCCAGGACCAUCCCACUUCCUCCUCCGAAGGACAUGGAGGUGAAGGUCCAAGAAAGGUCCCCAAAAGGGAGGCCAGAGAACCAAGACCAUCAGGUACAGAACAAGGGACAGCGUGACCAGGACAGCCCCUACCGCCGUGGGGGCCCCCCACUGACAUGGAGGGCCCCAGAGCCCACGGGGGUCCUCCCUGCCGGCAAGAGCGGUCCUGGGCCUGUGGGCCUCCAUGCCCAGCACCCACAGGGCAGCGUGAGUGGGAGCACCCCGCUGUCUCCCAGGAGCUGCUCCUCCAAAGUCGGGGUGGUCGCAGGCUCAGGCAGCCCUGAGGGAGGUGCCCUGCCUGCUCUGCAGCCAAACCCAACCCCCUUUGGCUUCCUGCAGCCACAGAGCCCCGCAGAGAGAGUGCUGCGGGGAGACCCCCCGCCCAGCGUCCCAGUGUCACCACCUUUGCGUGAGGAGGUGGAGGCUCCAAAGCCAUCCAGCAGCCAUCCUCCACCCGCCUCUGCCCCCAGGAAGUUCCGCAAGAGAACCAUGCCCCUGCCCCUCCAGCUCCCGCUGCCCCCACUGCGGUGGGAUCGAGGGCAGCUGCCCCCGCCUCCUAAGCUGCCCUGCCUUGCAGGUGCCUUCAUCCUGGGCGCUGACCCAGAGGCCAGGGCGGGCUGCAGUGCCACUCAGUCUGCCCCUUCUCCCUCCCCUCCUGGCUCAGCCAUGGCAGACACCCUGCCCCUGGCCACUCACCCUGGCCAGGUCCCUGCUCCCAUCACAGCCGGGGCACCUCAUGGUCUCACCUCUCAGCCGCCCUUGCAUGAUGUGGACAGUGAAAUGGACACCACUCCCCCUUGCUAUGCUCGCACUUACCCUGAGUCCACUGUGAGGAUCCGGACAAUUUACCAAUCCAGUGAUGGGCAAAGGGACCCUCCAGGCGCCCCACCGGCUGACAAGCACUAA